CUUGUAAUCGACGCCUUUUCGUUGUCAAACAAUUUGCGGACGAGCGCGCGCGGGAGCUACUACCGCGAAGUGGGCGCACCACGCGGACGAAAAAAUUGUAUAAAUUCAUCGGCGUUUGUAAAUCCGAAUUAGUUCAAUAAUUUGCGUUGUUCGUUGCGUUCAGAAUGCAACUAUUGACAACAAUCGUUUUGGUGGCGAUUGCCGUUGGGGUUGCGAGCGCCCGGCCGGAAAAAUACAAACGCAUUGGUGGAAAACCACCGCGCCAACGCCAUGACGAAGCUACGAAGAAUAAACAAGUCAAGACUAUCCCACCAUCGUGCGAAAGUAAAAUUUACUGCCAGGGAAAUUUACUGCACACCAUUCAAAUGGCAGCGCUUUUCAAUGACUCGAAGCAUUUCGUUGAUAUGUCGAUGAACGCUGACGAAGAUGUCAUUUUGAAGAAUUUCGACGUGUUCAUGAAGGAAAAUAACCAGGAACCCACCAAAGAACAAGUGGAACAAUUCGUCAAUGACAACUUUAGUUUUGCGGAUGAACUUGAGGAUUGGAUGCCUGAAGAUUUCGAAGAGGAACCCCCCUUUUUGGAAACAGUACAACCGGAGGAAAUUCGUAGUUAUGCGAAAAAAAUCGUAGCGAUUUGGCCGAAUCUCGGAAGGAAAAUCAGCAAUGAAACUCUGGAAAAUAUUCAACGUCAUUCAUUGCUACCUUUAUCUAAGGGUUUCAUUGUUCCUGGAGGCCGAUUCAGAGAGACUUACUACUGGGACACUUACUGGAUCAUCAAAGGAUUGCUGAUCUCUGACAUGAAGCAAACCGCACGCGGUAUGCUUGACAACUUCGUCACGCUGGUCAAGCAACACGGUUUUAUUCCGAAUGGCGCGCGCGUGUACUACUUACAGAGAUCUCAACCUCCUUUGUUCGCUCCGAUGGUCUUGGAUUACUUCAGGGCCAGCGGUGACCGUGAGUGGCUGACUGAAAACAUUGCUUUCGUCGAACAAGAAGUAAAAUUCUGGUUGGAAAAUCGUAUGAUAACCGUGGAGAUCGAUGGUAAGAAGUAUCACGUUGCCAGGUACUACCCGGAGUCUCUGGGACCUAGACCAGAAUCAUACAAAGAAGAUUUCCUAACUGCUUCAAAUCUUCCCAAUGAUGAUGCUAAACAGAAGUUGUAUACCAAUCUGAAAGCUGGUGCUGAAAGUGGGUGGGACUUUUCAUCAAGGUGGUUCUAUGACACCAAAGGAGGAAACAACGCUAACUUAUCCAGUGUUGAUACUGGUAGGACUCUUCCUGUUGACCUCAAUGCUUUCCUCUACAAAGCAUGCCAUGCAUUGAACAUGUUGUAUUCUGGUCUACAUCAACUGGACAAAGCUUCCUAUUGGUUAAACAAAGCCAUUGAGUUCAAACGUGUCCUUAAAGAUGUGUUCUUCAAUAAAGAUGACGGCAUAUGGUAUGAUUUCGAUAAAACACUCAAGAAACAUAGAAAGGAAUUCUAUGUAUCCAACUUGAGUCCACUGUGGGUUCACGCAGAACACCUAGACUUCAACCCAGACAAACUCAUUAAGAAACUGCAUGAUGAUGGAGUAUUUGAGUAUGAAGGUGGUACGCCUGCUUCUUUGAAGCGAACUGGUGAGCAAUGGGAUUUGCCGAAUGCUUGGCCACCUCUACAAGCCAUUGCAGUUCAGGCUAUUGCUAAUACAGAAACUGAGGAAGGGAAAACAAUCGCCGAGAAACUGGCUAAACAAUGGGUGACUGCCAAUAUGAUCGGCUAUGAACGUACGGGUACCAUGUUUGAAAAGUACGACGCUGAGGAACAGGGUAAUUAUGGAGGUGGCGGAGAGUACAAAGUACAAGCUGGUUUUGGUUGGGCAAAUGGUGUCGUGUUGGAAUUCAUCCGAGAUUAUUACUCUGAGGCGGAGCCAUGGAGAUUCUAAGAUGUAUGCUUCUUUAACUUAGGCUAGGAUAAGCUACCAGCUGUGGUUUCACGAAGCACAAAGUGACUUAAUUUGUAUUAUUUAUCGGCUUUCAAUCGAAAUAAAUGAAUCAUUUUAAUAAAUGUUAUUAGAAAAUA
Dalotia coriaria is the source of this 2059-nucleotide messenger RNA. Its product is annotated as trehalase-like. The coding region runs from base 165 to 1922 and encodes 585 amino acids. Gene Ontology annotation, biological process: trehalose catabolic process. The record is from RefSeq and is a predicted model, not a curated record. Gene Ontology annotation, molecular function: alpha,alpha-trehalase activity. NCBI's taxonomy places the organism in Eukaryota, Metazoa, Arthropoda, Insecta, Coleoptera, Staphylinidae. The transcript is spliced from 3 exons.